Molecule: messenger RNA, 1637 nt
Organism: Eruca vesicaria subsp. sativa (arugula)
Lineage: Eukaryota; Viridiplantae; Streptophyta; Magnoliopsida; Brassicales; Brassicaceae
Source: the annotation of a GenBank genome assembly
UUACAACUCCAAGAGGGUCCCAUAAAAUCUCACACGUGGACAGCGACACACCGUCGUUUUGAUGAGAUUCAACAACAUCUGCCUCGACUGAACUUCGUCUUCAUCUCCUCCUUCCUCCUCAAAAUCUCGAUUUCAAAAACCCUUAACAGACACUUCUAGUUCCCUUACGGAUGCAGAUCUCUCGAGGUUAGUGUUCUUUCGAGCAACCAUGGCGCGGAGAUCGCCGCCGCAGCUUCCGGCGGCACGUCGCGGCGGCGUUGUGUCGUUUCGAUGGAAGCUAAUCACUGCAAUCUCCGCCUCUCUAUGCUUACUAGCUCUCCUCAGUAUCUACCACCGUCAGUCCCGUCCCCCCAGUCCGUCGCUCUCCGUCGCGAGAUCUCGAAUCCCGCUCAAGAAAUACUCCGGGGACCGUCCGAAGAUCGCGUUCCUUUUCCUCGCUCGGCUUGAUCUUCCUCUCGAUUUCCUAUGGGACAGAUUCUUCAAGGGUGGAGAUGAGAGGAACUUGUCAAUCUAUGUACACUCGAUACCUGGUUUCGUGUUCGAUGAAGGCACCACUCGAUCACACUUCUUCCAUAAUCGACAGUUGAAAAAUAGCAUCCAGGUGGUUUGGGGAGAAGCAAGCAUGAUUGCAGCAGAAAGAUUGUUGCUUGCAUCAGCCUUGGAGGAUCCUUCUAAUCAAAGAUUUGUUCUUUUAUCUGAUAGCUGUGUUCCGUUAUACGACUUUGGUUACAUAUACACAUAUCUUAUGUCUUCACCAAAAAGUUUUGUAGACAGUUUCCUUGAUACUAAAGACCAGCGCUACAGCAUGAAAAUGUAUCCUGUUAUACCCAAAGAAAAAUGGCGAAAAGGAUCUCAGUGGAUAUCAUUGAUCAGAAGCCACGCAGAGGUUAUUGUUAAUGACGAUACUGUGUUCCCAGUUUUUCAGAAAUUUUGCAAGCGAUCUCUACCUCUGGAUCCCAGUAAGAAAUGGCUAUAUCUUAAACAAAGACGUCACAACUGCAUCCCUGAUGAACACUACGUGCAAACUCUGCUCACAAUGCGUGGCUUGGAGACUGAAAUGGAACGGAGAACAGUGACAUACACUACAUGGAACCUAUUAGCCAAAAAAGCUGAAACCAAGUCUUGGCAUCCUCUCACUUUCACAUCUGACAACUCCGGACCAAAGGAGAUAGAAGAGAUAAAGAAGAUCAACCAUGUUUAUUAUGAAUCAGAGUAUCGAACGGAAUGGUGCAGGGCGAAUUUAAAACCCGUCCCGUGCUUUCUUUUUGCGAGGAAGUUCACUAGAGGAGCUGCGAUGCGUCUUUUGAGUGAAGGAUUAUUAGAAUCAUCAACUGAUACAACAACAACCUCUUGAAUGUAAGAAAGGUAAACACAAAGGUUAAGGUUACACAACUAAGAAAGACAGAAACCCAAAAAUGACUUCAGAAAGGGUUUUAACUUAGAGCAUAUACAAGUGAAGAAGCAUACAGAUUACAGAGAGUACAUUAACUGAUCAAUGGUUUAGUACAAACUACAGGCGUUAUGUAUUUCUUUUUUAUUUUGGUAUUUUAUAUGUAUUUUAAAUUAACCGGCAAUUCAUGCGCUUCUUAUAGAAAAAUUAUAAUACAAAUGUUUUGGAAACCAGUUUGAUGGUUCCG